UAGGACAUCAGGAAAGACACAAUGGCCAAUGAGGGCAAACAGAAGUCAACAGAUGGCCAUCCAUGGCUGGUCUACAUCUCAACAAUAUUUGCAUCUGUUCUGGCUCUUCUUCUAGGCUAUACUCUCGGUAUUAUCUCGGGGGCCAUGCUGCUCCUUGUUGACACGUUUCAACUCGAUACAUUGUGGCAGCAGCUCAUGGCCACAUUCGGCACAGUAGGAUGUGCAUUAGCACUUCUUCCUGCUGGCUACCUGGUCCAGCUUUUAGGAAGGAAGAGGAUGAUCAUUGGAUCCAAUACGUUGACUUGUAUUGGCGCCAUCGUAUCAGCAGCAGCACCAACGAAAGAGGUGGUUCUUGUUGGACGUUUAUUGGCUGGAAUGGGAGCAGGAACUAUAUCCCUCGUCGUGCCAAUGUACAUAUCGGAAUGUGCCCCCGUGGACAUCAGAGGGCGUCUUGGUAGUCUCACACAGGUCCUGAUUUCAAUGGGGGUUUUUCUGUCAUCAGUCGGGGCAGGCGCUUUCAGUGGACUAGGGGAAGCAGGAUGGAGGUGGAUGUUUGCAUGUCCCUGUGCUCUUGGCGUUGUGCUUUUUGUUGGAAGUCUCUUCCUCCCGGAGACUCCUCGGUGGUAUAUGGACAGAGGAAGAGAGGAAGAAGCUGUUUCAGUCCUCAAGCGACUGAGAAAUAACCCGGAUGAAAUCGAAAUAGAACUCAACGACAUAAGAAGAACUGUUGCGGAAGGGAAACGGCUGAAACAUGAUAAAGAACAUGGUUCCUCUUUGAUUGGGAGGAUACUAACAACGCCUCCAGUCCGAAGAGCUCUGUUCCUGUCCAUGGUCUUGGCGAUGAUAACACAGGUGACAGGGGCGGCUCCCGUUAUGUACUACACGGGAACUAUACUCAAAAGAGGGGGGUUCGCAGUCACAGAUGCAAUAUGGAUGACAGCAAUACCAACUGCACUGCAGGCUGCAACAGCCUUCAUCAGCACGUGCUUGGUGGAGAGAAUGGGACGCAAACUUCUGUUUCUUGGCUCACAGAUAGGUCUGUUAAUUUCCUUGGUCAUUCUUGGACUUGGCUUCUUCCUCUCCUCGACUCAUUCCCCCGUCGUUAGUGAUGACAUUCAGAGUACCAUCAAUAACGCUACAACAGCUUCCAUGUGUAAUUUAAGAACAUGUGAGCAAUGCAUCGAGUCUUCACAAUGCGGCUUCUGCUACGACGUCCUCUCAAGAGCCUCGUGUGUCCCCGUGUCGGUAAACGGCAGUGCUACAACAGGGAGAUGUUCUUCCGCCAGCUCUUUUAACAGUUCAGACUUUACCCUGUUGACGCAAGCUUGUCCCAGUGACUAUAAAUGGAUUCCAGUGAUUGGGUCCUCCCUAUACUUGGCUGUAUUUAGUAGCGGUGUUGGCGUGAUCUUUGUUUUUAUAUCUGAAGUAUUUCCUCUCUGGGCACGCGGCACAUGCAGUUCAAUAGCUACUUCAGUCAUAUGGAUAUCCCAGAUUGUAGUCGCUAUGACUUUCCUGACACUUGCUGACGCCAUCACGGCCCAUGGUAUCUUCUGGCUGUAUGCGGGAUGCACUUUGCUUGCUGCGAUUUUCAUCUUUAUAUUCAUGCCGGAAACACAAGGGCUACGAUUGGAGGAGGUUAAUCAACUGUUCCUGACACGGGAGGAGAAGAUUGCUUUGGACAAAACAGAAGUAGACAGUUUUACGAAUAGUUAA
Molecule: messenger RNA, 1713 nt
Organism: Haliotis rufescens (red abalone)
Lineage: Eukaryota; Metazoa; Mollusca; Gastropoda; Lepetellida; Haliotidae
Product: proton myo-inositol cotransporter-like
Exons: 9
Coding region: 22-1713 (563 amino acids)
Biological process (GO): transmembrane transport
Cellular component (GO): membrane
Molecular function (GO): myo-inositol:proton symporter activity
Source: RefSeq, a predicted model, not a curated record